AUGCCGUUUCCAUGGAAGAAAAUGAGGAGCACCAGAAUUUUCCAAUUGAUAAACGAUCAUUUUAGAAACAUCCAGAUAAGGCAUGGGGACUCCUCUUUAAAGAUUGAAUCUGUCUCUCACAUACCAAUGCUAGAGACACCAAAGCCGGAACCGGACGAUGACACCUCCACCAAUGCUGUCGCUGUCAAUUCAGCAGCGGUAUCUGCCAAAGUGCACCACCUCGAUCUUGCCCAAUCUCGCGUCAACGACACUCUUCUACGUAUCGAUGCUAUCGUCGACAGCUCGAGUUGUCUUGACGGUGUUCGGAAGCUACUUCAAUCGGAGGAUUUCGAGUCGGCUGCAUCUUACAUCCAGACCUUCCUCCAAAUUGACGCCAAGCGUCUGCAUCUGAUCAGCGGGAGCAACUCCUCUCCUACAAGAAGCAAUUGGAAGGCAUUGCCAAGAAGAUGCUCUCGGCUGCUGUAG
Messenger RNA from Fraxinus pennsylvanica, 465 nucleotides. NCBI's taxonomy places the organism in Eukaryota, Viridiplantae, Streptophyta, Magnoliopsida, Lamiales, Oleaceae. The record is from the annotation of a GenBank genome assembly.